Molecule: messenger RNA, 4392 nt
Organism: Amphiprion ocellaris (clown anemonefish)
Lineage: Eukaryota; Metazoa; Chordata; Actinopteri; Pomacentridae
Product: amyloid-beta A4 protein-like
Exons: 18
Coding region: 233-2479 (748 amino acids)
Biological process (GO): central nervous system development; axonogenesis
Cellular component (GO): membrane raft; cell surface; Golgi apparatus
Molecular function (GO): transition metal ion binding; signaling receptor binding; serine-type endopeptidase inhibitor activity
Source: RefSeq, a predicted model, not a curated record
GCCAUUAGAGUCGCGUCUUUUGCGCAUGACCCAUCACUAGCUCCGAUCCAAACAUCCUGCAGCCUCACACCGCCACCACCUGGGAGGAGCUGGAAACACUGGGAUCACCGGGACCUGAACGCCUCUCAGCCGCCGCCGCGUCGACGCUUAUCAACGCCUGUUUUAACGUUUCUCUCUCUUCAAACGGAAAAACCGUGAACAUAACGGCGGUGCUGGAUACCGGGAGGACGGUAUGGGGGAGCUCACGGCGUUUGUGCUGUUACUUGCGGCGACCUUGACGCUUUCAUCCGAGGUGCCUGCCGAUGACUCUGUGGGUUUGCUAACUGAACCCCAGGUGGCCAUGUUCUGCGGGAAGCUCAACAUGCACAUCAACGUACAGAGUGGCAAAUGGGAGUCUGACCCCUCCGGCACCAAGAGCUGCACUGGCACCAAGGAGGGCAUCCUGCAAUACUGCCAGGAGGUGUACCCGGAGUUGCAGAUCACAAAUGUUGUGGAGGCUAACCAGCCCGUCAGCAUCCCCAACUGGUGCAAGAAAAGCCGCCAGCAAUGUCGCAGUCAUACACACAUCGUGUUGCCAUACCGCUGCCUGGUUGGCGAGUUUGUGAGCGACGCCCUGCUUGUUCCUGACAAGUGUAAGUUCCUGCACCAGGAGCGUAUGGACCAAUGUGAGAGCCACCUGCACUGGCACACUGUAGCCAAAGAGUCCUGCGGAGAUCGCUACAUGAAUCUCCACGACUAUGGGAUGCUGUUGCCAUGUGGUAUUGACCGCUUCCGAGGAGUGGAGUUUGUGUGCUGCCCAGCAGAGGUGGAACGAGAGUCAGACAGCGCGGAGCUAGAAGGAGAGGAGUCUGACGUCUGGUGGGGUGGCGCUGAGACCGAAUACUCUGAUAACAGCAUGACGCGUCCAUCAGACACAGAGCCAGCCACAGCCGAGGACGACGAAGACGAAGAGGCAGACACCUUUGAAAGGGAUGAGAAUGGAGAUGGGGAUGCGGAUGACGAGGACGACAUCGACAUGACUGACGAACGGUACAGUGAUGAACGCAAUGCCAACAUCGCCAUGACAACCACUACCACCACAACAACCGAAUCAGUUGAAGAAGUCGUUCGAGCGGUUUGUUGGGCUCAGGCUGAGUCAGGCCCGUGUCAUGCCAUGCUGGAGCGUUGGUACUUCGUGCCUGAGCAGGCCCGCUGUGCUCCCUUCUUGUUUGGGGGCUGUGGGGGCAACAGGAAUAACUUUGACUCGGAGGAGUACUGCCUAGCUGUCUGCAGCAGCUCGUUGCCCACCAUGGCUCCCAGUCCUCCAGACGCCGUGGACCGGUACCUUGAAUCUCCUGGCGACGACAACGAGCACACUGACUUCCAGAAGGCCAAAGAAAGCCUUGAGGCCAAACACCGUGAAAAGAUGUCCCAAGUGAUGAGGGAGUGGGAAGAGGCUGAGAGACAAGCCAAGAACCUUCCUCGCGCUGACAAGAAAGCAGUCAUCCAGCAUUUCCAGGAAAAGGUGGAGGCUCUGGAGCAGGAGGCAGCAGGAGAGAGACAGCAGCUAGUGGAAACCCACAUGGCCCGGGUGGAAGCUCUGCUCAACAGCCGCCGACGUCUUUCUCUGGAAAAUUACCUCAGUGCCCUGCAGGCCAAUCCUCCUCGGCCCCGCCAGGUACUGAGCCUGCUGAAGAAGUACGUCCGUGCAGAACAGAAGGACAGGCAGCACACACUGAAGCAUUACGAGCACGUUCGAACCGUUGAUCCCAAGAAGGCCGCUCAGAUCCGACCUCAGGUUUUGACCCACCUUCGUGUGAUUGAUGAGAGGAUGAAUCAGUCUUUAGGUCUGCUCUACAAGGUGCCCAGUGUGGCUAAUGAGAUCCAAAACCAAGUCGCGGUUAUAAUGCAGAGAGUUCAGUCGGAGCUGUCUCAGCAAGUCUCUUCCCUGCAGAGCGAUGGGCGGGUGGAUGGCAGGGUGAGUUACGGUAACGACGCUCUGAUGCCUGAUCAGGCCUACAGCUCGGCCCCCAUGGACCCCGGCCUGGAUGGGCUGGGCUUCAUUCACCCCGAGAGCUUCAACCAGCCCAACACAGAGAACCACGUUGAGCCCGUCGAUGCUCGUCCAAUUCCAGACAGAGGACUUCCCACACGACCUGUAUCUGCCCUGAAGCCAGAGGAGAUGCCUGAAGUACGGAUGGAGACUGAAGAGAGGCAGAGCACCGGUUAUGAAGUUUACCAUCAAAAACUGGUGUUCUUUGCUGAGGACGUGGGGUCCAAUAAAGGCGCCAUUAUCGGGCUCAUGGUUGGAGGGGUCGUCAUAGCAACUGUCAUCGUCAUCACCUUGGUGAUGCUGAGGAAGAAACAGUACACUUCUAUUCAUCACGGUGUGAUUGAGGUGGAUGCAGCAGUGACACCAGAGGAGCGUCACCUGGCCAAGAUGCAGCAGAACGGCUACGAGAACCCCACCUACAAAUUCUUUGAGCAGAUGCAGAACUAAAGAGCUGCUCGCCAACAUUUCCUGCAGGCGUUUCCCAGCCCCACCCUAGGGUCUGUUCCAUUCUGCUCCCUUGCUCUCAGCCCCUACGCCUUUCACCCUGUUUUGGGGGGGAGGAAGGGUGUGAGGAUUACCGCAAAGGCUGAUUUUUAACAUAAAUCUUUGUAUGUCUCGGUCAGGGGGGGUUGGACCAAAGGAAACUGACAUGGAACAAAGCCUUCUUAAUCCCUUAUCCCUUGAUUGUACAGAACAAACACUCGAGCUUACAUUUCCCGGCAAACGGUUAGACAAGGGUUCCCUGUUUCACCUGCACAUUUCAGCCAAUCACAGCAAAGUCUUCAUAGUGUUUGUACUGAAAACCCCGCUGACUGGUUAUACGAGUCACCACAGCACUACGCUCACAGCCGAGACCAUAAACGCGUAACUCCCAGUCUCUCCCCUUGUCGCUCCUCAAACUGCCCCACAUGCCCCUCCACCCUCCUCGCUGCCCCACUCUCAGAUGACAGAUGAGGGCUCUCAGAGCAACCCGCCGUACGAUUCAAGUGUUUCAGGUUUGUUUUUCAAAAAAGGAGGAAAAAAAAUAGCAGAAAAAAAUACAUAAUCAAAAUAUAUAAAAGCUGAAAAAUAUUGAAUGUUUUGUUUUCUGAUUUUUUUUUUUUAAUGUGUAAUAUAUUAAGACAGAGAUUAGCUGUAAGUAUAUGUAGUGCAUGGCAAUAUUGAUGACUGAUAAAGUAUACUUUAUGUGGAGGAACUCCGGAGCGCUCCUCUCCUUAGAUAUUUUAGCAGGAUUGUACAUUUCUAGUGUCUUCUUUGUGAACCUGUGAUAUGAAGAAGAAAAAGAGUAUUCAGAAUCUGGUCUGCUUUGUCGUCACACAGACUUGCUUUAACUGAAUCUUGGCUCUUAAUGCUCAUCUCCAUGCUUCACUGUUGUGUUAGCUGCAUGGGCAAAAACGCUCUCUACGUAUGUAAUAUAUGAAGUGUAAUAGUAUCCGAAAGGAAGAUGAUUGUGUUACUGUUUGCGUUCUAUGCACUCUUGUCAUUUUGGAAGUCCGAUAAUUGCCACCAAAUAUUAUUGCUGUUACGUCUGAUGCCAACUGUCGCUGCACUUUGGGUUUUUAUUAGAAGAAGAGGAUAAAGGUCAAAAAUUUAGAAGGUUUUUAUGAAAGCGUUGUCAUUCCAGAUUUAGCAUUCCACUGUUUGUAAAUAUUUGGACGUCUGGCUCUAACUGGCCCAUUUUCGUUUUAUCGUCAUCUUUCUUUCCAAAGCCUCGUUUGUCAUAUUUAUCCCCUUGCUCUAGUUGUGUCAGCAAUAUUGUACAGUGCAGCACUUGAGAGUCGGCGAGUGAUAAAUAGAGACUUGUUGGGCCUAAAAAGAUCAGACAUUUUCCAGAUGCUCCAAUCUCCUUCUCCAAACACAUUCCUUCACCAAAUCUCUCACACACAUUCUAUUUUUCUACAUCUCCUGUGUAUACAUGUACAGUGCUUCUGUUUGUCCUGUGGUGAUUAUUUCUUUGCCUGCAUAUCUGUUGUCGAAUCUAUAAAAGUCCUCACAAAGAGGCGACAAGUUACCACAUCUUGCACCAACAGAGACACAUUUCCCACUCCCUGAAUUAAGUUAUUAGUAGACAUGAAUGUGACAUGCAUAUUGUGCAUUUUUUAUCAUAGAAAUACAACACAUAUCACCUCUACGCAUUGUACCCACAUGUGUACAGACACUAAAUGAAGCUCUUAAUCAGGUGAAUGUUUAAAAUUUGUAUUGAUGCUCACUCUGGGUGUCUUUGAAGCCUAGUGAUUAAAAAUGAUGUUUUUUCUCAUUGAUUCAGUGACCUUCCUCCAUGUGUAGUUAAAUGAACCAUUAGCUUAGAGUAAGAAAAAGCUUUCUACACUCACUAUACCAUGAAUAAAAUUUUGAAUGUA